Molecule: messenger RNA, 2391 nt
Organism: Aplosporella prunicola CBS 121167
Lineage: Eukaryota; Fungi; Ascomycota; Dothideomycetes; Botryosphaeriales; Aplosporellaceae
Exons: 3
Coding region: 1-2391 (796 amino acids)
Molecular function (GO): ATP binding; ATP hydrolysis activity
Source: RefSeq, a predicted model, not a curated record
AUGGUGGACGCAAAGAACAACGAGGCGAUCGCCCAGGCCGAGAACGAGAAGCCUAUCGCCUCUCCCUGCGCUAUCCGUUACAAGGUCGAAUGUGAGGACCAGUUCGGUCCCGACUUCGAGUGCGAGCAAAAUGACAAGCCCUUCGACUUGAAGGUCUCAGAGAAGUCUGUCAUUCAACAGGCUGGCCCUGCGCCCGUCAUCGAGAUCAUCACCAAGCUCAACGUCGCAACCAAGAUGCCCAAGUACAAAUGGCCAGGCAUGGGUAUGAACUGGAACACUUGGGGCCAGAAGGACGACGACCGGAAGUCGGCGUUUGGAGGCACCAUGGGCAUGGGUGGCGGCACUGGCGGCUUUGCGGGCAUGUUCCCAGGUGCCUAUGGCGGCAUGGCAGACUCGGAGUCGGAGUCGGAUUCGGAAGACGAAAAGGACGACGAGAAGAAAGACGGCGAGAAGAAGGACGCCAAGGACAAGAAGGAGAAGAAGCCAGUGAAGCCAUCGCUGGACAACAAGCGCAUCAACAAGAUCAAUGCGACCAGAAUGGUCGUGCACUCGCCUUGGCUGCUGAAGGCAAUCCGCGACGUCGUGCAGUACUACCCUGCGCAAAAUCUGACUGGUGACACCAUUACCAUCCACGAGCCGUACCAUGUGCUGGCGCACCACGUCACCGAGCUCAGGGACCUUCGCAAUCGGUUGGCUCUCGAGAAGGGCAGCGAAGAUGACGAGGAAGACGAUGCGGCUACCACGUAUGAGCACCUGAAGGUCCUUCUCGACUUCAUUGAGCCUCACGUGGAGCGUACCGUUCUGCCCGCUCGUAGGAGGCUGAAGAAGGAGGAGGCGACCACGACCUAUGACGACCUCUGGUACCUGCUCCGUCCUGGCGCGCUCGCUUAUGCUCAGCACGACGACACAUGGAUCGGCUGUGUCAUUAAGAGUGUCUCUUACUCGGAGGAGAACGAAGAUGAGAAGAAGGCCACAGCGAAGGUCUGGUUCCUCGACCACACUUGGAGCAGCUCUAGGAUCUCUCGGUCCAAGACCGAGAUCGAGAUCCCUUACUUUGAGGGUGAGAAGGUGGUGUCGACCCUGAAUGUGUACCCCAGGGAGUAUCUUGACCGCGUCGACGGAGGCAAGAGGCGUGAAGCUUUUAUCGCUAGAGGCGAGAAGGCCCGCGACAUUGCGUACGCGGGCCACUCUUACCGUUUCUACGACGGCAGAGACAUGAGCGAAGACAAGAAGCACGUUAAAGGACCAAUCGUUGCCGAGUCCCAGUACCCCUACUGGGCAAACUUCCCUAACCACAAGUGGGGAUUUAGCAACCAGUAUGGUGACGAGGAGGGUGCCAUUAUCUACGACCAGGGCCACCUGCAGAAGAACAGCGUACCGCGGAAGCUCAAGCCACUGGAGUACGAUGCCGGCACGGCCACGGCUGAGGCGCUGAACGACGACCACCGCUUCCUGCUGUGCCCGGUCAUGGUCGGUUUCUCGCUGGCCAACAAGUCCUGGCAGCCGCUGAAUGUCGACUUCAUGACGGAUGUGCCCUUCCCGAAGAAGACGCCCGACGCAAACAUCGAGGCCGAGAACCUGAACAUCAUCAAGGCGCUCUCGUACCGCCAGACCAAGUCGAAGCUAGCGUGGUCCGCCGACUUCAUCAAGAACAAGGGCGAGGGUGUCGUGGUGCUGCUGCACGGCCCGCCCGGUGUGGGUAAAACGUACACGGUCGAGACGACGGCGAUCCACACGCGGCGCCCGCUGGUGGCGCUGACGAUUGGCGACCUUGGCUCCAACGAGUCGUCGAUCGAGGACGAGCUUGCGAGGUGGUUCGACCUGGCGACGCGCUGGCGCGCGGUGCUGCUGAUCGACGAGGCCGACAUCUUCUUGGAGAAGCGGCGCACGUCGGACCUGGCGCGCAACGGUGUCGUGACGGCGUUCCUGCGGCGCAUGGAGUACUUCGGUGGCUUGCUAUUCCUGACGACGAACCGCAUCGACACGAUGGACGACGCGUUCAUGUCGCGUGUGCACGUGGUGGUGGGCUUCGACAGCCUGGACGCGGCGACGCGCAAGGCGAUCAUGGAGUCGUUCUUCCAGAAGCUGUCGGACGAGAUGGGCUCGCAGAUCCGCGUCUCGCCCGAGGCCAAGAACUAUCUGCUCACGGACAAGGAGGUGGCCAACCUGGACUGGAACGGCCGCGAGAUCCGAAACGCCAUCCAGACGGCCAUUGCGCUGGCCGAGUACGAGGCCUCGGAGAAGGAGGGCUUCAGGGAGGAGGACGGCAUCCUCGUCGACGCGCACCACUUCCGCAAGGUGGUGGCUACGAACGGCAAGUUCAAGAAGUAUGUGGAGGAGACGAGGACGCCGGCGCCCAAGGACACGGACAGCGAGUGGGCGGACGUGUAA